Messenger RNA from Lathyrus oleraceus (garden pea), 975 nucleotides. RefSeq lists its product as uncharacterized. NCBI's taxonomy places the organism in Eukaryota, Viridiplantae, Streptophyta, Magnoliopsida, Fabales, Fabaceae. Gene Ontology annotation, molecular function: nucleic acid binding; RNA-DNA hybrid ribonuclease activity. The coding region runs from base 1 to 975 and encodes 324 amino acids. The record is from RefSeq and is a predicted model, not a curated record. The transcript has 3 exons.
AUGCCUUUCGGUUUGAAGAAUGCUGGUGCAACCUAUCAGCGAGCCAUGCCAACGCUUUUCCAUGACAUGAUGCACAAAGAAAUUGAGGUCUAUGUGGACGACGUGAUUGCUAAGUCCAAGACCAAAGAAGAGCAUGUUGAGUAUUUAUUAAAGUUGUUUCAAUGUCUGAGGAAGUACAAACUCUGUCUGAACCCCGACAAAUGUACUUUCGGUGUCCAUUCAGGAAAGCUACUAGGCCUCGUCGUCAGUGAGCAAGGUAUUGAGGUGGACCCUAACAAAGUCAAAGCCAUUCAAGAAAUGCCCACACCAACAACAGAGAAACAAAUGUUAUUGUCAGAAUACGAUAUUGAGUACCAUACCCAGAACACAAUAAAAGGAAGUAUCUUGGUUGACCAUUUAGCUCACCAGCCAAUUGACGACUAUCAAUCUAUUCAAUUUAACUUCCCCGAUGAGGAUGUAAUGUACUUGAAAGCGAAAGAUUGUGAUGAACCGUUGCCAAGUGAAGGGCCAGGUCCAGAAUCCCGUUGGGGUUUGAUAUUUGAUGGAGUUAUUAAUGUUUAUGGAAAUGGAGUUGGGGCAGUCAUUGUCACUCCUCAAGGUUCUCAUAUUCCAUUUACCGCAAGAUUGACAUUCACUUGUACGAACAACGUGGCAGAAUAUGAAGCGUGCAUUAUGGGUCUGGAAGAGGCUAUCGAUUUGAGAAUCAAAAUUCUUGACGUAUAUGGAGAUUCAACUUUGAUAGCAGAUGUUCUGGCAACUUUAUCCUCCAUGAUUGUUGUGAAUCGGUGGAAUGAUGUGCCUAUAAUAAAUGUUAUGUACCUCGACAGACCUGCUUAUGCGUUCGCCGCAGAAGAGGUCAUUGAUGGAAAACCAUGGUAUCAUGAUAUUAAAUGCUUUAUUCAAAGACAACGAAGCAUUCAUGCUAAUGACCUUCUUUCUGAAUGCAUUGUUGGCUGGUACCUUCUUUCAGAAUGA